Molecule: messenger RNA, 1053 nt
Organism: Suhomyces tanzawaensis NRRL Y-17324
Lineage: Eukaryota; Fungi; Ascomycota; Pichiomycetes; Serinales; Debaryomycetaceae
Gene: TIF34
Product: translation initiation factor eIF3 subunit i
Exons: 1
Coding region: 1-1053 (350 amino acids)
Biological process (GO): cytoplasmic translational initiation
Cellular component (GO): eukaryotic translation initiation factor 3 complex, eIF3m; cytoplasm
Molecular function (GO): RNA binding; translation initiation factor activity; protein binding
Source: RefSeq, a predicted model, not a curated record
AUGAGACCUAUAAAGUUGAUGGGACAUGAGCGUUCCUUAACGCAAGUCAAAUACAACAGAGAGGGAGACUUGUUGUUCUCCGUCUCCAAAGAUAACGCCGCAUCCAUUUGGUACUCAUCCAACGGUGAAAGAUUAGGUACCUUGGAAGGACAUCAGGGUGUAAUCUGGUCUAUUGAUGUCGAUCCAGAAACUCACUUGUGUGCCACUGGUGGUGGUGACUUGGCCAUCAAAUUGUGGAAGGUUGAAACCGGAAAGUGUGUUUUCACAUGGGACUCUCCAUCUCCAUGCAGAAGAGUUGCAUUCUCAGCCGAUGGAUCCAAAUUGUUGGCUAUUGCUGACCAGGUCAUGGGUCAUGUCGGUACCAUCUCAGUAUACGAUAUAAAUCACGAUGAACAAUCUUUAACCAACCAAGCAGAAAAGCCAUCAUUAGUCAUUGAGACUGCUCAAGGUGGAUCCAAGGCUAAUGUUGCCGGAUGGUCCUUGGAUGGUAAGCACAUCAUUGUUGGACACGAUAAUGGUUACGUUUCCAAGUACGACUCCAAGACUGGUGAGGUUGUUGAAUCUAUCCAAGCCCACGGUAUCCACAACGAAGAAAAGAACGUUUCUAUCACUGAUAUACAAUUUGCCCCUGAAGACAGGUCAUAUUUCAUCACUUCCUCCAAGGACAAGUGUGCCUCAUUAAUCGAUUUUGACACCUUCAAGAUCUUGAAGGUUUUCAAGGCUGAUGCUCCUAUGAACACUGCUGCCAUAACUCCCGUCAAGGACUUCGUCAUUUUGGGAGGUGGUCAAGAAGCCAGAAAUGUUACUACCACUGCCGAGUCCCAAGGUAAGUUCGAAGCCAGAUUCUACCAUAAGAUCUUUGAAGACGAAAUCGGUCGUGUUAAGGGUCAUUUCGGUCCAUUGAACACCGUCGCAGUACACCCUGACGGUACGGGUUACAGUAGUGGUGGAGAAGAUGGUUUUAUCAGAGUUCACUCCUUCGACAAGUCUUACUUUGAUUUCCUUUUCGAUGCCGAAAGAACAGAAAAAGCUAAUGCCUCUGGUAACAUUUAA